Molecule: messenger RNA, 2518 nt
Organism: Olea europaea var. sylvestris
Lineage: Eukaryota; Viridiplantae; Streptophyta; Magnoliopsida; Lamiales; Oleaceae
Product: probable inactive receptor kinase At2g26730
Exons: 2
Coding region: 350-2152 (600 amino acids)
Biological process (GO): protein phosphorylation
Molecular function (GO): ATP binding; protein binding; protein kinase activity
Source: RefSeq, a predicted model, not a curated record
CAGAAUGCAUCUAGCAUUGAUUACAUCAAGGAAGACUCCCAUUGGCAAGUUUUCAUAGUGUUGCGACUUGGCAUCUUAUGGAUAUCACAAAGAAAUAUUUGGUGGAUACGCUGUAAAAAGCAUUGGAUAUCUCAAGGAAUGUUGAUGCAUACGCAGUUUUUGGAAUUUACCUCAAGAUUUUUUCUUAUCUGACAUAGAAAACAUAGUGGGGAAAUAUCAGAAAGUUCAUAAUUUUAAUUUCCUGAACAUCAUAUUCUCCAUGUGUGCUUCGAGACUGCACGAAAGCAUACUAAUUCAAUGGAACCUGUUAUACUGAUCCUAUGAAAAAAUAAGCGAGACGUGUUUGAUCAUGCUUAUACACGGCAAAAUGGAUUUAGUGCUGCAUCUGAGGGUGCUGGUGAGUAUUGCAUCUAUUGCUCUACUUGGCACAAGCUGCAAUGGAGGUAAGUUAUCGGAAUCCACGACGUUAUUAAAUUUCAUUCGUGCAGUCGACCCCGAAAAUGUUUUGAGGAUUGAGAGAAACAGAAUAAUGUCUCAUCCCUGCUCAUAUAAAUGGAAGGGUGUUAAAUGCAAUUCAGGAGGCACCGCUGUAAUAGAAAUAAGACUUGUGAAAUUGAACCUUACAGGAAUUCUUGAUGUAGAAUCUCUAUGCAGACUACUAAAUUUGGAAGUGCUUAGCUUAGCCGGAAAUAGCAUUAAGGGAACUAUUUCUGAGUCGAUGUCGAAGUGCAAAAGUCUAACAUAUUUAGACCUAAGCAGGAAUUCUUUAAGUGGGAGAGUACCUACUGCUCUUACUAAGCUAAAGAAUCUAAAGAGACUAGACAUUUCCCAAAAUCAAUUCACAGGUCGAGUUGCAACCUUUGGAUUGUCAAAAUGGUCAUUUUCGUGCUUGAAAAAUGCCCUUAUAACCCAAGAUUCAACAGAAAACAGAAAAAAUUCGAGUGCAAUUCAAGAAAAUUUUCCUCGAAAAGCACUGUCAGAAAGCUCUCCUGAUGCAAAGUCGCAUAAAAAUUGGGGUCUUUGGAUAAGUUUAGGUCUUGGCAUUGUAAUUCUUUUACUGGUUUUGCUCUUUUUGAUACCAAGAGCUCUUAAACGAGCACGAGAGAAGGCAGUUUUAGUUAAUUCUUCAUCGAAAAAUCCUCCAAUCAAAGCUGCGGAUGAAGUGCAGCCACAAAAAAGAAAGUCAGAGCUCGUGUUCUUUGUUGAACCGGAGGAAAGGUUUAAAUUGGAAGAUCUUCUAACAGCAACGACCGGCUUGAAAAUGGAGGGGUUCUGCAGCAGCCUUUACAUCGUGCAACUCAAGAACGAUGCUAUUUUUUCUGUCAAGAGAUUGAAGAAACUGAGGGUAUCCUUGGAGGUGUUUGGCCAGACAAUGAGAAAGGUUGGAAACUUGAAGCAUCCAAAUAUCCUUCCUCUGGUUGCCUACCAUUCUACUGAUAAGGAAAAACUUCUGAUCUACAAGUACGAAAGGAAUGAGAGCCUGCUAACGCUGUUAGAAAACUAUAUUGAAGGCAAGAGAAAUUUUCCAUGGAAACCUCGGGUGUCCAUAGCAGCUGGGAUAGCAGAAGGUCUCAACUUCAUAUAUCAUCGGCCUGAUAACGACGAAAUCAUCCCUCAUGGUAUCAUUAAGCUCUCAAAUAUCCUCUUAAACGACGAAGAAGAACCACUUAUAAGUGAAUAUGGAUAUUCAAGAUUUCUUGAUCCCAGUAGAGAUUGUCUCUAUAAGUCUAAAGGUUAUAUCGCCCCGGAGAAAAGUUUAACUGAAAAAUCUGAUGUAUUUAGCUUUGGAGUGAUUCUGUUGGAGCUACUAACUGGAAACAUUGUCGAAAAAAAUGGAAUAGACCUUCCAAGGUGGGUGAAAUCCAAGGUGAGAGAGGAAUGGACUGUAGAAGUCUUUGACAAAGAAGUUGCUGAGAAUGAAAUGUAUGCUAUUCCUCUGCUGAAUGUUGCGCUGAAAUGUGUAUCGCAUCACCCAAGGGAGCGGCCAACCAUUGCUGAGGUUCGAGAGAAGAUAGCCGAGGUCAUGAGUGCCAUGGAAGGUCUUUCGCCUUCGUCCAUGGAUUCCUCCGAAUUCAGCCAACUCGAUCGUCUUUCAAUCCCUUCUGUGACACCAGAGACUUUGUCCACCACGGGAUCAAAAUCAAACAAGUGAAGUAUGUGCGUUAUGGACAUGUUUCAUAAGCUUGACUUGAUAAUCACAAACAUAUUAAUGAAGAAAGAAGUCAAAAAUCUUAUCUAUUCUAGUAUCUAAUCUUGUACAAUAUUUAUGAGCAUUUGCUGCAGGUCCUCGGUGAACAACAUCUGUUAAUAGGCAAGCAAAUCGCGGAAAGUGGCAAAACCGAGCUUGGCCCAACCAAGGCUCGUUCGUGCAUGGGUUGUUCCGGGCCUUUCUUAAACCAGCUUGGUUCAGCCCGUUUGAAAUCACUAUGUUAAAGUAAAUUCCACUGUACAUUAUUUCCAUAAAGCUGAUACCUGAGUUGUUAUCAAUAAUCACAUUUCCUCGGACAAAAUCACAGAA